This is a messenger RNA of Hypanus sabinus (Atlantic stingray), 5095 nucleotides long. RefSeq lists its product as uncharacterized. The coding region runs from base 2793 to 3662 and encodes 289 amino acids. The record is from RefSeq and is a predicted model, not a curated record. The transcript has a single exon. Lineage: Eukaryota; Metazoa; Chordata; Chondrichthyes; Myliobatiformes; Dasyatidae.
UAGCCCGAAAUGUUGACUGUACCCUUUUCCAUAGAUGCUGCCUGGCCUGCUGAGUUUCUCCAGCAUUUUGAGUGUGUUGUGUGUCAAACCAUGCAAGAAUGCUGUAUUUGUGGGCUUCAGAACAAUGCUGAAGGUGCACAAAAGAGACAAAGUGAGACCAGAUCAGAUGGGAUAAGGCAAUCAGCAGACAUUGAACAUGCCUUUGCAGAUGGGCUAAUCUAGGCAAGUGUUUAUGAUAAUAAAGAUGUCAGAUAGGAUUGAGCUAGAAAGAAUAUAGGUUGAUUCCUGAAAUUAGCUAUCACACAUCUAGUGUUAUUAUCAAUAACCCAAUAGGGAAAAAAUAACCCAAAAAUGUUUCAGAGAAACAUUUUUACUCAAAGGAUUGUAAUGUGGUGACUGCAAGUACAAGAAAUAGAAUCAAAUAACGAAUGCAUUUAUGGGAAACUGAAUGAAAGAGAAAGAACUAGAAGGAAAUCCUGAUUAUAGUUUUUAUGAAGUAGUGUGAGAGGCAGCUGAUAAGCACCAUAACGGAUGGCAAAGACCAGCUGAGUAAAUGGUAUACUCAACUUGACUCAAUAAAUGCCUUUGAAAAAUGGUCACUUCAUGGACCUAAAGCAAUCUGCAUACGGUUGUGGGAGGGAUAUUUAAACAUUAGAAGUAAAAACCUAAAAUGUUCAAUUAGGUAUUUUAAGUAAAAGUUAACACUACCAAUAUAACCGUAGGAGAGAUAAUUCCAAUAAGAGGAAAGCUGUUCCUUUUUUCCCUAAAGUGCAGAUAAUUGGGUCUCAGUAGGAAACACUCAAUACAAGAACUCUGGAACUAAGCGUGUCACAGUUCUAUUUAUAUUUGUUAUAUUUGUUAUAUUUGUUAUAUUUAUUACCAGCUGACUAGAGAAUAGGAUCAUACAGCAGGGAAUUAGCCCCUUUGGCCCAACUGCUCAUGCUACUGAAUCAGAAAAACUUGUUUUAAUUGCAGUUUGAGUUUGUAGUUUAAUUGUAACAAUGAGCAUUUGCCUAUUUUCUUGUGUUCAAUAUGUGGAUCUAGAGUAGUUCUCUGCUGUCUUUAAUAAUAGUAUAAAUACAACAUGGGUAAGGAGGCUUGAUUAAUGCUAUUGUAUGUUAAUAUAUAGAGACUAUGCACAAGCCUCAUUAUACUGCUGCAGAUUGAUUUUCUCUGCUGUAUAGGUCCUCAGUGGAAAAACAUUCACCUGAACCCAGAUAUCAACUGUAGCCUCUAAGCAACUGGUAGGAAAUGAGUGGGAACUUAAGAACUUUCUUCACCUACUCAGAACUGAUUUUACACAAUUUGAACUGAAUAAUUUACAAGAUGCUUAUGGUAUAUCAGCUGAUAUACAUUUCAAAUAGGCUAAAUAAAGAACAGUGAAAUAAGAAGCAAUACCAGUUGGGAUGCUGGUACCAUCAGUUAGAGUUUUAUUUACUUUUUAAAGCUGUGUCCAAGGUUCACUUUUGAAGUCUCUUUAAAAAUACUGGAAAUACGAUGUAUCUCUCCCUCAAAUUGUUACCACAGUAGACAAAUCUCAUUUUCGUCAAGAAAGCAAGCUUCUCAAUGAAGGCACAGGAAAAAAGCCUUUCUAAAUAGAAAAAAUAUGAAGGUCGCAAUUUUUGGUUAAUGUGCAGGUAUAAGACUGGCCACUGGGCUUGGGAAACUAUAGUACAUGAGGAAGAUCUAACAGUUUUUAAACCAUAAAACUGUAGAAAGGCCAAGCAGAGGGAGAGGCAAGCAAUCCUCUAGUUUUAAAGUGAUGGAAAAGGAAUAAUGUUCCCAGGAAGAAACACUUUAGAAAGUGUUGACAUGAACACCAUAGUUAGAACAAAAUAUGCCAAAGAGUGAAAUGAGUUGCUAGGUUAUCAGUGACAAGUGUUGUUGAUUUUUGGGGGCGGGGAGGUGAAAGAAAUGGAAAUGGAAAGAAAAUGGAAAGUAAUGGCCUCUUUCCAUUUGUUUUAUUUUAGGUUCAGCUAUGAUUGAAGGUAUUAUUUAAAUAUACUAAAGCUAUCAUAAUUUUCUACAAGUUGUUUGGUUAGUAACCAGAUAGCAUAAAUUUUAGUCACUUGAGAAGGUGGAAGUCUUGUUUUCAGCUAUGGGGAUGUUCUUGGGAGAUUGAUUCUGAAUCAGAAGUCAUGUUUGAAAAGAACAAAAAACAAUGUUUUGCUGGGUUUUUUUAAAGCAGCUGUUUGUUAAAACGAGCAGAAUGUGGAAAGGACACAGAACAAAUUCAAGAGACAGAGUAGAGAAAUAGAUGAAUCACUGAAAACUUAUUUCUGAUGAACAAGGGCUAGUUUUUAAAGAAUAAAUGCUUACGGAACAAGCUUGGCUCUGGUUUUUGCCAAGCAACUACCAGAAUAUAGCUGCAGAAACUAACAGGAUUGCCAUAGUAACUGUUAAACAAACUGAUUCUAGUUUGAAAUGUCACUUAUAUAUUGUGGAGCCAUUUGCCCCUUAGUGCUCGUGUAAGAACAUUGAUCCAACUUCCCUGCUUCCACCAUCACCUUACAAAGACUUUUUAAAAAGUUUUUACCCAAUUCCCUGGCAUAGUUUCCAUACACUUUUAGAACAAUGUAUCAACAAAAAUAACGAUCUUCAUCUCCCAGUUUAAGUCUCUUUAGCUAUCACUCCUCCUGAUAUUGAAGACAUAGUAGUCAAUUGUACCACCAAUCACUUAUGAAAGGGCAGAUGUAUAGUAUUGUACAACAGCCGUUGCACGUUUUACUUCAAGUGCCACCAGGAUUGCUUAAUCAUUGAUUUUAAACUUGUAACAACAUUAGGAAUGGUUGAUGUGUAAAAUGUGUGAAACCUAUAUGUGUGUUUGUCCCAGCCUCAGAUUAAAUAUGUCCAGCCCAAAGGGGAAGAUCUGGGACUCAUCUGCACAGAGAAACACAUUGACCAAGUAUGAGACCAAGAAACUCUUACUGAAAUACAGAAAAGAGCGAGAUGAAGCAUCAAAAAAGGGGGAAGUGAACCGAGAUAAAUUGCAUGUGAUUCAGACAUCCAUGGGAAUGCAGAUCCGUGAAUUGAAGGAGAAGGUAAAAGUGCUGAACUCGGAGAACAAAGAUUUACACAAAACCAUUAAGAAACUCCAGCCAGAGUUACAACUGGAUACCAACCCCAAACUGAGGAGCAAACUGACUAAGGAGGUGCUAAAAGAACUGAAGGAGAGGGCAGAACGAUGCAAGAACCUGCAGCAAGAAAACGCCAGGUUAAAUCAGGAAAUAGAUAAUCUGACUUUGAAGUUGGCACAGACAGAGAAUGUCAGGAAGGUUUUAGAAGACCAACUCGUGACUGCACAGAGUCAGGUGAGAAGUCUGAGCAACGAACAUGACCACGUGGUAAAACUGUGGGAAGAAGCCGAGAUACAGAGAGAAAAAAUCCUGCAAAUUAAGCACCUCUUCAGACAGUCCCUCUUUAGUAAACAGCAUUGCCACCAGACCAUUGAUAAAUGCAUUCAGACCAUUGUCUCCAUCCCCGUCUACAGGCGCUUUUACAUGAGAAAACCCGAGGGGACAGUCAAGCAGCAGGUGGUUUAUCAGGAAAAGGAGAAAGUGAAGCAAAGGUUUAUAAAUGAGGCACCGGUAACCCCCAAAGAGAGAAGAGGCAACACUUCAAACAAUGCAUUGACUAAAAUCUACAGAAUUACCCCAAACUGAGACCCAUUGCAUGGAACACAAAGGGGGAAAAUCUAUAUGAAUAAAGGCAGAGGAAUUCCUCAAAUAGUCAGUACUCCUCGUGGUUAUGAGAUGUAUUUACAUCUUCUGCGUGUGCAAUAUUAAAAAUCCACCAAAUCUCAGAAAAGCAACCAAACUUUGUCUUGCAAUAGGUAACACCAAGGCUAUGGGAAAAUCACUUUAUUAUCUCUUGUCUGUAUAUUUUAGUCUUUAACAAGAAAAUAAAUAUCCUUUAAGACCAAUUAAAAUGUUUUCUUAUUAAACUGAUUAAUGUUUUUGUCUCCUCACCCCUAAAGUGAUGGUGAAUAUUUGUUAAUGGUCUAAUUAGAGUCCAUGGGAUGGUACAGGCAAAGCCUAUCACCUUUCUACUGUCUCUGGGUGAGCAUGUGGUGCAGUUCUUUAUUAGCUGAUGGGCCACAUCCUAAUAAUGACCUAAUUAUGAACCACUUACAUAAAUCUGGACAAUGCCUCACUUCUUAAUUAAGUAGAAUAUUCAGCAGAUCUAUGAACAUAAUAUAAUUGAGCAGGUUGCUUGGCCCUCAUUGCCAGGCCAAGCAGCUACAAGUACAAUGCUGACCUUUUACCUCAGUGGCACUUUCCUAUUCUUAAAUGCACGUGGCAACUGGCCUAACACAGCUUUUGUGGUAGAGAAUUUUAAACAUUUUCUACCCUGUGGGUGAAAAACUUCUUUCUCAUCUUUGUUCUGAAUAACCAAUUACUUAUUUUGAAAUACUUUCCCUGUCUCUAAACACUUCAGCCACCAGAAACAAACUCAAGAGAAUUUUAUUCAGUUCAGUGAGAACAACUUUCCUUCCAAGAUCAAGAGUGGACAGGCCAAAUCUGAUUAAUUUCUCCCCAUUCCCUCUUCAUUGCUAGUAUAGCUUUCAUUGUCUGCUGCGUCUGCGAGGCUGAGUUGGGCGGCGCCUUGGAAGUCCAUAGCAGGGGUACUCCCUUCUGCCGCCGGCGUGGGAUGGCGAGUCUGUCGGGACCCUGGGGACUUGUGGAAAUUGUGGUGAUUUCUUUUGAACUUACAGUCCUUUAACAUCUUUGACUAUUUUUACUGUGCCCAUAGUCUUUUUUUUUUUAUCAAUUAUGCUAUUGUUUGCACUGUUGUAACUAUAUGUUGUAAUUAUGUGGUUUUGUGCAGGUCUUGUAGCUUUAGUUUUUGGUCUUGUUUUUGUCUGGUGGUUUUGGAGCUCCCUUCCGGGAAACGCGCUAAGAUGGUAGCGUGAUAUUAAUAUGCAGCAGCCUCUCUGGACUCUGGAUUGGAGAUUCCCAAACGUUACGUGGAUUUUCUGGUGUAGUCUGUUUUGUCAUAUGCUUUUGUGAUAUCAUUCUGGGGGAACGUUGUCUCAUUUUUUAACUGCAUUGUAUUUGUGGUUUCUAAAUGACAAUAAACUGAAUCUGAAUCUGAA